This is a messenger RNA of Seminavis robusta, 1316 nucleotides long. Lineage: Eukaryota; Bacillariophyta; Bacillariophyceae; Naviculales; Naviculaceae. The record is from the annotation of a GenBank genome assembly.
GGUCUGUCCUUUCAAAUCCUAAAUCCUGUAGUCUAGAUAAUGCGCUGAAGCAGGAUGAUUCUCUAUGGAGGUGGAGCACGACCACGCUUAUUGCCGCGCGAAAGCAGCACUGCUCGUGCUGCAUUGGUGAUUCUUCCCCACACUCUUUCCCAACAAACAAUCUGAGAUAGCUCACUUUUCCAGAUCACCAAACAAUACAAAGCACUCUAUCAGUCUAAUUCAACCCUACUACAACGCAACGAUGAAGUUGAUGAACCUAUUUGUAUCCAAGAAAAACAAGGAGCAGCACCAUGAAAAGGAAAGCUCUUGCACAGCAACGGUGACCAGUGGCGAUUGCUCCGAGUCCAGCAGUAAGAAGAACAAGAAGACGAAGAGGAAUGGUAGCAAGACCAAAAAAGCUUCGUCCAUUCCACGAGAAGUACAAGAACACAGAACUCCCAGUGAAAUGGUUGUGGCAGGCUAUGUGGAAGCUUUGGAUCGUCAUGCAUCUGUGGAAGAGUUAUUGGAAUUCUUUGCAUCCAAGGACGUCAAGGUCAAGCUGGAAGAUGGCCAGAGCAUUAAUGCGUUGAUCUUGGCAGAAGAGGAUCAAAAGUUGUACAAGAGCUUCCCAAACAUGAAGUUUGGAUAUCAGUCCAUCAAGGAGGACAGAGCUGGAUUGGUGGUUGUGGAGGAGCUUCAAGUCAGCGGAACCUACACAGGGGAGCCCUAUGGCUUUGACCACUUUCCUCCUGUCUCAGCCUCAAACGAACAUGCCAUUAAUGAUCCAGAGAGGAUGUGGUUCGCCGUUAAGGAUGGAAAAAUCCAAGUGAUGGAAAUCAUCUCUUUGGGAGACAAUACUGGACCUCCGGGCUUGUACUUGCAAAUUGGAGGAAAGAUGGACAUGCAGCCACCGCCAGCAGAAGCAGCAGAAGAGGAUGCAACCGUCCCCAAACAAACUGAAUAAUUUUCAUUGCGGUGGCGCUAAAAUCGUAGCAGCCUUGUCUUGUGAUCCACAUUAUUUCAAAAGGAGGAGGAGAGCCUCAGUGUCAAAUUGCUUUGCAAUCCACCUCCUAUAAGUCAACCAUUGUAAGGCAUAGCAGGUUCAAGUUUGUACGAUGCCAGGAGGAACUUUGAACACCUUUGUGUCGCUCAUCGAUAGCUACAUGUAGGGUAGCAGCUAUGUGGCUAGAAAGCUCUUUACCGGCCUGCACAGCGGUCGAAAUUUGGCUCUUUGCGAGUUCGUUGAGGUCGCGAAGUGCGACCGCGGCAUCAUAUGUGAAGACAUGACUCUUGACCAGUGUUACUAUUUAUUAAAAUUAAAUAGUACUGAAGUACAU